AUGCAGCCCAGCGCCGAGGCCGUGCCCAUCCGGCCGGUGAUGGCCGAGCCCAUCGAGGUCCACAUGCUGGGCCUCGGCGUCGUGGGCAUCGUGCGGGACCAGCACGCGGCGAAGCUGGCGAAGCGCGUGCUGUUCCUGAGCCAGGUAUUGGUCGGCAUCCAGCUCGUCCUCGCCGUCGUCGCCAUCGUGCGGAACCACGGCAUCUUGUUCGUGCUCGUGGGACUGUUCUUCAACCUGAUCCACCCGACGUGCGGCUACUUCGGCGUGCGGAAGAAGGACAGCGGCCUUUUAUGCCUUUUUUGCAGCUACGGCAUGGCCCAGGCGGCGGCCGACGCGAUCGUGGCGUGCACGUUCAUCGUCGACGCGACCCAGGCGGAGACGUACCGGCGGCGGGUCGCGUCGGGCUGCAUCGCCGGCUACUACGCCGUGCAGGGCGUCGUCCACCUCGCGGUCUUCCACUGGGGCAACAAGCUCUACAACAACCGCAACUACAUCGAGGGCGGGAGGAGGCAGAUCACGCCCGUGGGGCGGCGGCCGCCGCCCGCGGAGCCCUUCCCCGUCGCGACGGCGUUCCCCGUCGACGAGGUCGCCGCGGUGCUCGUGCCGGACACGCCGCGCGGCGACGACGGCGCGCUGAGCGACGCGCCGAGCGACGCGCCGUCGGCGCACGUCGGCAGUCGGACGCUCGACGACGACCUCGAGGCCGCGCCCGUCGUCGAGGACUUCCUAAAGGGCUAG
Molecule: messenger RNA, 738 nt
Organism: Aureococcus anophagefferens
Lineage: Eukaryota; Pelagophyceae; Pelagomonadales; Pelagomonadaceae
Exons: 1
Coding region: 1-738 (245 amino acids)
Source: RefSeq, a predicted model, not a curated record